Molecule: messenger RNA, 780 nt
Organism: Ostrea edulis (European flat oyster)
Lineage: Eukaryota; Metazoa; Mollusca; Bivalvia; Ostreida; Ostreidae
Exons: 4
Coding region: 1-780 (259 amino acids)
Source: RefSeq, a predicted model, not a curated record
AUGGAAUGUGGCAUCACCAUCACAGGAGACACAAGUAGUGGCAAAACCAGUCUAGUCAAUAAGCUAGUUGGACAGAGGCUGAUGACUCCAAAGAUAUUGCGAGCAACGUCCAAAAUAUGUAGGAUCCGGAAUUCAGAAACGUAUGCAAUCGAAGUUCUGGAUGUAGAUGGGAAGGUUUUGGAAGAGAGAACUGCCUUUACCGACCACAGAAAGAUGAAUAAGAAGUUGGAUAAGUAUACGUGUACGAGGGAAGACAAUGCCAGAAUGUACUAUAUCGAUAUAUACUCUCCACUCGGAAACUUGGAUGUCAAGGGAAAUGUGAUGCUUGUAGAUACACCUGGCAUUAGUGGAGCAAAAGGAACGAAUUCAGUGCUGAUGGAGUUUCUUCCUAAUGCUGUUGGUUUCAUUUUUGUUAUUGAUGUGUCCAGGGCCGGUGGUGUGGAGGAAGAUAGGCUCCUUGAAAUUUUGGGAAGCAUUGUUAAAACCAGGUACAUGAUGCCGUGUUUUGAGCCAGAUGAUGUUCUCUUUGUCAUAAAUAAAUGGAAUCUGCUUCAAUAUUCUGCAAAAUCAGAAGAAACAUCUGAUACAGCAUCUGACGAUUCUGACGACGAAGAAGACGAAGAAGAACCCAUCAACGAGGAAGAGGAAAUCUGGAAUACAAUUGUAAACAAAAUAAAGGCGGUGUGGCCCACACUUACAGAGGAUCAAAUUUUCAGACUCAAUCUUUGCUAUGUAAGAACUUAUAAUGCAAACCCAAAUCCUGGCAAAGUGCUAGAUUGA